Molecule: messenger RNA, 1985 nt
Organism: Dermacentor silvarum
Lineage: Eukaryota; Metazoa; Arthropoda; Arachnida; Ixodida; Ixodidae
Exons: 10
Coding region: 33-1382 (449 amino acids)
Molecular function (GO): protein binding
Source: RefSeq, a predicted model, not a curated record
GACAGGUUUGCUCAAGGUGAGGACGGUUACUCAUGAUGCUCUGCCUGCGUGGACACGCACACCUGCAGCAGUUGCGGGCUGCCGUCUUCUGGCUCGGCCUGAUACAACUGCUGCCCGCGUCAGAGACAGCGACUCCAGCGUCCACAGCGCCUCGCUGCAUCUGCUUCGUCAAGCUCUCCAGCAGCGACCAGAGCCCGUGGGUGCUGCCGCGCAUCGGCAGCCUACGCUGCGCGGCUGCUGAACCCGGACUGCUGCGCUGCCGUUGGCGCCACACGCCCUGCGGCCGAGUACGUCGGCCGCCUGGACUCCACUGCUUCGGCAACGGUACGAAGAACGACGUCAGCGGGAAAACGGAGGAGCAGGAGCCGUGGCGUACGAUGGACGCUUCGCAACGCUACCUGGCUUGCGUGUUCGGCACCUGCGGACACGCGUGCGCUUUCUGCACACGGGUACAGCCUGGCUCCGGAAUCGGCGUGUCUCUGCGCUCCGUCGAGUACUCGCCCUUCCUGGUGGGCGUCGAGUGGCGGCGCGUGCUUACCUUCUCGUCGCUGGCGGCGACACUGCGCAGGCGCCGCUCAGCGCGCCGGUACCGCAUCGGGGUCACCACCUGCUGGUCGAGGAAAGAACAGCCUUGCACGCUUCGAUGUGGACCCGAGGAACCCGUCUCUCUAUCGGGACCCGCGGGUUCCUUCAGCGUGCCAGCCGACCUGUACAGCGGCAGCGUGCAGCUGCGGGUGCGAGGCUUGGGCCGGGACCGCCCGGGAGCCGCCGUCUUCCGAGCGUACUUCCACAGAAAGCAAAUCGAGCCAAGCAGCCCGUGCGAUGUCACCGUGAGAACCUUGGGCUGGUCCGUGGUGCGACUCAGCUGGAAGGCCCGGCCACAUGCGCAGCUCGAUGGCUUUGAGGUGCACUGGUGCCGAGCAGACAGCACGCUUCCACGUGGCUGCUCCGAGCUCCACCUUCCGCGUAACGUCUCCUCCGUGGUUCUCAUGGGACUCGUGCCGUUCCUCAGAUACACGUACAGGCUGCGCUCCUUUCGGGGCGACCCAAACAGCUCGGACGUACUUUUCAGCUUGCCUACGACGGCCACGCGCAGAGACCGCCUGAGCUUUGAGCUGUUCCUGUACACGGAGAUGUUGGUUGUGUUCUUGCUGGCUGGAGCGCUGACCCUGGUGGCAUUGCUCACCAUUGGAUUUAUCCUGAUGCGGGCCUUGGGUCUGUCGACCUUUCUCGACAUGGAGCCCAACGAACUGGCAGCGGGCCCGGUACGGGAGAACCAGGCACAGGGUGACCACCGACGUCACGUGCCUGGCGGCGCCAGGAGGCGGCGUGCGGCAGCAGCCGCUGCUCUUCCCAGGGUUCGCUCACGGGGCGACAGCUGACCGCGACCACCACUGGACGUUCGCGCAACGCGCUGUGGACCCGCCUGUGGGCAUCUGAUGCGCCACCUACAGAGCCCAUGGAGCGUCGUCGAAGCCUGGGACUGAUUUUUCGACUAUAUUGGUGCAAGCGGAUGGGCGAAGUGGCGUGUUACUGAUUCCCGUCAAUGGCGGUUGAAUACGGUGGCCAAGAACGGGAGUGCUAUUGACGACUGACGUACCACGCUUGACAAUACAGUAUUAUAGACAAAGAAAAUUCCGCCUACACGAAAACCUAAUGGUCCGUUAUUCUCGUUGCAUAUAUGACCAUUAUUGGUUGAGAUUACCGUUGAUAUUCACAGAGCAACGCCGUCCUCAACUUGCCGGGUUCUUUACAUAAUACAACAUACGAUAAUUGUGUUCGCUGUAGACAACAGCCUAUAGACGUAUACUGAGGCCCCCGGAUUAUUUUCGACUUAUACGGUCACUUCCCUUGCCCCAUAAUUAUAGUCAGUGGAAGUUUCUACUGUAGCGGAAGUUUCUACUUCGCUAGAUCUCCCGGAGACACUCUGGCAUCAAGGUUAAACACACAAAACGCCACGCAUGGUUCGACAUGACGAUACCUUG